This is a messenger RNA of Closterium sp. Yama58-4, 258 nucleotides long. NCBI's taxonomy places the organism in Eukaryota, Viridiplantae, Streptophyta, Zygnematophyceae, Desmidiales, Closteriaceae. The record is from the annotation of a GenBank genome assembly.
AUGGACGCCCCUGCUGAUGCUGUGCUGCGUGUGGCUCAGUUCGCCCUCUCCUGCACUGUGGAGCGCACUGCAGCCCGCCCAAGCAUGGCACACGUCGCCAACGAGCUGCAGGCCAUCCGGGAGGAGUGGGUGGGGAAAGAGGAGCUGAGCGCGGCUGUCAAGGUGGAUGCAGAGGUGCAGGAGAUGAAGGAUUUUGUCGGCGUGAACAGCCUCGACACCGAACUUCAAAUGAUUGACGGCAACUUGGGUGAAGGUUAA